This is a messenger RNA of Panicum virgatum (switchgrass), 1112 nucleotides long. RefSeq names its product protein PYRICULARIA ORYZAE RESISTANCE 21-like. Gene Ontology annotation, biological process: regulation of defense response to fungus. Lineage: Eukaryota; Viridiplantae; Streptophyta; Magnoliopsida; Poales; Poaceae. The coding region runs from base 162 to 782 and encodes 206 amino acids. The record is from RefSeq and is a predicted model, not a curated record. The transcript is spliced from 3 exons.
CUAAACCUCGGUCGUGUGGACUACAUAUAUCAGCACAGGCACGGCCACGGACACACCUCACUGGUCCAUCUUUUCUCCGAUAAGACUGCCCCAUGCUCUGAAUAUCUGCUCCAGUUGCUAGGUUAGCAACCUGCAUUUCUUGAAGAUCGCCUUGUGAGGAGAUGCCGACGGUAGCCAUCACGCUGGACCUGUCAUGCUGCCGCUGCAGAAAAAAGAUUCAGAAGAUCCUCUGCUGCAUCCAAGAGCGUUGCGGGUUCGUCUUCGAGAAAGUUGUGUACGAGAAGGAGAAGGUGCUCGUCACCGGGCCCUUCGACGCCAUGGAGCUCUGCUGCAAGCUCCGGUGCAAGGCCGGCUGUUUCGUCACCAAAAUCGAGAUCGUGCCACCGCCACCGCCACCGCCGCCGCCGAUUGAUGAUACCGACAAGUGCAAGUUGAUCCCGUACCCAUAUCCGUACCCGUGUCCUUACCCAUACCCGCAGCCGGCGUGUCCGCCCAUCUGCCCUACGCCGCCGCGCCCCUGCCAGUGCCACUCCUGCAAGCCGCUGCCACCACCGCCAUGCCCGCCCCCACCGGUAUGCUGUCCGGUGCCUCCGCCGCCGUGCCGCCCGUGCCCGCCGCCACCAUGCCCCCCGCCUCCGCCGGUCUGUCCUCCCCCACCGGUAUGCUGUCCGAUGCCUAAGCCGCCGUGCCCGUGCCCGCCCUGGACGCCGUGCCAGUGCCACGGCUACCAGCGGGGCUUCUGCGAGGAUGUCCAACCCGACGGCCCCUGCGCUAUCAUGUGAUGCUGCUGCGGGCUGCAGGCUGGCGGCCGGGCGGCUUUGCUUGCUGCAACCAAGCUGAUCGACGAUCAUGCAUGGCGUCUACGCACAUCUCUGUGAAUAAUUCUUCCGGUCUGUAGUAAGACCAAGCAAUCUGUUGUAACAUGUUGUAUGUACUCAUCAUACGUUUUCAUGCCCGGAUUCAUGGCCGCCUCUGGAAUCAAAAGCUGCAGAAGCGAAAACUGUACGUGCUUAAUUUUUUGUGUGUGUGUGUGUGUGUGUGUGUGUGUGUGUUAUAUAGUAUACAGUUGCUGUACUUGAAAAAGAAUAAGAAUGAAGCUCCAUCUCUUGUCA